AUGGACUUUGAACAAAUGAUGGAGCAAAUGGAGAGACGUUUCCAAGGCAUGCUAGUACCCAUUCAAGAUGAGUUGCUGCAACUCCGAGCGUCUGGAACACCAAAAACCUCUAAGUCUACACGAAGGCGAAGAGACGUGGAGGAAUCCGAUGAUUCCAACAAUGAUGAUGAUGACGAGGAACCUCCCAUUCGGGCAAGGCGAAGGAACCCGACUGGACCCGCUGAUGUAUUCAAGGGGAUCAAAAUGAAAAUCCCUGAAUUCAGAGGACGGUCCGAUCCCGAGGCCUUUCUCGAAUGGUUAUCCAAGAUCGAAAUGGUCUUUUCUUGUCAAAACUACACCGAGGUGCAAAAGGUGCAAUUGGCAACCAUGGAAUUCACUGAGUACGCGGUGGUUUGGUGGGACCAAAUCAAGAAGUCUAGGAGGAGAAAUGGGCUCCCUGAGCUCGUUCCAUGGCCCGAGCUUCGAGCCAUGAUGCGCACCCGCUUUGUACCUGGACACUAUACUAGGGAUUUGUACCACCGACUGCAAACUCUAAUCCAGGGCAACCGGAGUGUGGAUGAGUACCACAAGGAGAUGGAGAUCCUGAUGCUUAGAGCGGAUGUACAAGAGGAUCCCGAGGCCACCAUGGUGAGAUUCUUGAACGGGUUAAGACCCGAUAUCGCUGAACGAGUGGAACUUCAACACUAUAUGGAGUUGCAUGAGCUUGUUGACAAGGCCGUUAUGGUCGAGCAGAGGCUCAAGAGGAGGGGUACUACUCGAUCGAAUUUCGGCAACACCACCUACUCUACCAACCGCCCAUUCCAACCACGGAAUGAUUCUCGGCCUUUGCCAAAUGCUCCUACACCAAAGCCGAGAUUCGAGGGAGGUAAGGUAGGCAACUCUAAUGUUGGUAAACCACCCCCUUCUGCCCCAAAAUUUGAGGAGCCUUGGGCACAAACUAGAGAUCAUGAUACUCGAUGUUUCAAAUGCCAAGGUAGAGGCCAUAUUGCUAGUCAAUGUCCCAACCAAAGGACUAUGAUUAUGAUGCAAAAUGGUGAGAUCGUGAGUGAGGACGAAGCCGAGUACGAAGGCAUGCCACCCCUUGAAGGAGGUAGUGAUGGGGAGUCACCGAAUGAAGAAGAAUUUAGUGCACCCGAGGGUCACUUUGGGACCGCCUUGGUUGCAAGGAGAGCUUUAACUGCACGUGUUAAGGAGGACGAGCUUCAACGGGAGAACAUCUUCUACACUAGGUGCUUCGUCAAUCAAGCACUUUGUAGUGUGAUUAUUGAUAGUGGGAGCUGCACAAAUGUAGCUAGUUCACUCAUGGUGGACAACUUGAAACUGCCUACAAGGGAUCACCCGCGACCUUACAAACUCCAAUGGCUCAACAAUUCUGGGGAGGCUAGUCACAUUAUACUAGGUAGGCCGUGGCAGUUUGACAGGCAGGUAACUUUUGAUGGUGUGACUAAUAACAAAGAAGUAGCUCUGAAUGUGCAUGAACUUGAUAUUGACAUACCUCUCGAGGUUAAGUCUCUUUUACAGAAAUAUGCUGAUGUCUUCCCCGAGGAUGUGCCAAGUGGAUUGCCGCCACUUAGAGGCAUUGAGCAUCAAAUUGAUUUCAUCUCUGGGGCUUCAUUGCCAAAUCGACCAGCUUACAAGAGCAACCCGGAGGAGACUAAGGAGUUGCAAAGGCAAGUGGACGAGUUGCUUGGCAAAGGAUGGGCACGUGAGAGUUUAAGCCCGUGUGCUGUUCCAGUCAUUCUGGUGCCCAAGAAAGAUGGUACGUGGAGGAUGUGCACCGAUUGUAGAGCCGUCAAUGCCAUUACGGUAAAGUAUCGCUACCCUAUACCUCGCUUAGAUGAUAUGCUUGAUGAGUUACAUGGAUGA
This is a messenger RNA of Coffea eugenioides, 1866 nucleotides long. RefSeq lists its product as uncharacterized. Gene Ontology annotation, molecular function: zinc ion binding; nucleic acid binding. The coding region runs from base 1 to 1866 and encodes 621 amino acids. The transcript is spliced from 3 exons. NCBI's taxonomy places the organism in Eukaryota, Viridiplantae, Streptophyta, Magnoliopsida, Gentianales, Rubiaceae. The record is from RefSeq and is a predicted model, not a curated record.